Molecule: messenger RNA, 2511 nt
Organism: Cylindrotheca closterium
Lineage: Eukaryota; Bacillariophyta; Bacillariophyceae; Bacillariales; Bacillariaceae
Source: the annotation of a GenBank genome assembly
AUGAAUCAUUCAUCAUCCAUUGGCGGAGAUGUCUACUUUACUGGUGUUGAUUCCGGCUUAGACGAUGACAACCUCGAUAUCGAAUUUAACAUUGAUCCUGAUAUUGCACAGCUUCCUGAUAAGAAAGCAAAGGCUGUUAUUCUUGGAGCAUCUUCCGAUCCCGUACGGCCGUCACCACCACCACUGCCCCCACCUCUGCCACCGCGCCGUUUGGUCAAUCUUCAUGACAUCUCGGCUGCUGAACUCCUCGACCACUUCCAGGAUGGGAGCAUGGGGAGUGCUUCUGGUGCUCUUCCUCCUGAAGUGGUUGAUGAUGCCAGAGGCAGCAUCUUAGGGUAUGUGACUGAACGUCAAUCUCUCAGAUCUGGAGGAGCAAACGGUGGAAUUGCUGGUGAUGAUGUGAUCACCUUGUCUCAAACAAAUCGUUCUGUAGAGGUUCGAGCCAUAGAUGAUCAUCAACUAACGGAUGUGUCCAUCAAAACCCUACCACACAUUGUCUUAACCUCUGACAAGAAUUGGGAUCCUGGUGUUCUAGACUCCAGAGUGGAUGAAUUCGAUCCCAAACCUGACGAUGGAUUGGAAGAUCUAGAUCCCAAAGUGGACGACUUUGACAAAUGGACCAACUGUAUCACUGGCGAUGGAUUGGAAGGAGCUAUGAGCCGUUUUGAUCAAGUAGAUAUCCUCAAGAGAAAUAAAACUAAAACAACCUCAAAGGAUUCUAUUUUUGAUGAAGCCAUACACUUCUUUGAAACUUUUCAGUAUGCAUCACCAUUUGAUGAACCGUGCAAGGAUUCCGAAUGUACAGAUACUGGAACAGAUUGUCCAGAUACAGGACCGGACUAUUUUGACCGCAACAUGGUAGAGUCAUCCUGUCCAGAUCCGUACUACAUUGAUCCUCCCAUCUUCGUCAUGCUUGAAGCCAAUAAAUCAUGUAGGCACCCAAGUGUUCUACUUGUUCCUGAUGCCUCUAUCAAGUUUGAUGUUGAGGUGGGACCAUUGUUCACCAAAGAAUCUUCUCAAGAGUUGACACAUGAUUUGCCAACUAGACCCCCAAAACCAAAGGACACGUUCACUAUUGAUGUACCUUCCAAACCUCGAUGCAACACAAGUCGCAAGGUUCGAUUUGGUCAUGGUAUUUGGCCCGGCAAUGGGGAGCAACCAGACACUGGACCUCCACGAAGAAACAAGCAAGAGCACAAGACUUUGCCACUAGCUGAUACUAUGGUGUACAAGAACCCAAGCUCAGCAGUGAAGUCUUGUGAACGCAACUGGGAGCGACUACGUCAAUAUUUUGCGUGGUUACCUAAGCAUUCUUUUCACUGUACUACUACUGAUCUAGCUAGAUCUCCCACGAAUGCCCACCAUGAACACAAAUAUCAUCCUCUGUCUCCACUUCCAGAGCCGAUCAGUUGCAUGGUCGUCUUGGUAGGCAUUGCCAAGCAUGAUUGUCACAACAUGACCAACAUAUUUCUGUUUCUUGAAACAAACAACGUCUUGUUACCUUCUGACAUCUGCUCUGCUCUACCACCUACCGGACUACACAAACGUCUUGUUCUACCUGAUGGGGAGGAGUUAGCGCUCCCUACAAUAACCAAAUCAAUUGAUCUAUCUGAUGGGGAGGAGUUGACACCCCCUACAAAAAUCAAAUCUAGAGACCAUAAGUCCCUCAAGACCAUUGUUCAUUCUAGUGAUGCUGAAUCAGAUAUAGAAGACGUUCUUUUAGAAGAAAAGGACCUCAUUGGACGGACUUUCCUUCUCUCACCAGAUGAUGAAGAUUAUGUUCAACAUGCUAAGAUUGUUGAGCUUAAUUACAAGCACAAUCGCAACACGGACAUUCAGCCUGCACGCAUUCAACUAUGCUUGAACAUUGAUAAAGGCAAAUAUGAACAUGUUAUGGCUUACCAUGAGAUCCACAAGUGGUCAGAAACUGACAAGGACAACCCCAUAGAUACAAAGCUGAAGCAAGUUGUAUGCCACCAUCACUACAUUCGACUUGAACAGCCUUCUUAUUACCUGGGUCUGCCUUACAGUAUGACCAUUGGAUGGAAACAUGGGGAGAAUACCCCAGAACCACUGAACAUCACUGGAGCCAAUGAAUCAGUGACCUACGCUAUAUACUCAAGAAAUCAUAACCUACCAGAAAAUCAAGGUUGUAAACUUCUUCGAAAUAUAGUGAAGGACAAGAGGAAAUUCCUUUGUCCAACCAAUCAAGUCAAGCUGAGAUUGCUACAUACUACUACACCAAAGUAUAUGUACAACUACAAGAUCCAGAAGGACCACAAUGGCGUCCUUCGACUCGACAAACUCCAUGGCAACACCAACUGGAAGCAUGCCACCAAAGUUGAGAUGGAUCUGCUUGCAACGUACAAGGUCCUUGUGGAUAUGGGGAGAGGAACCCCAAUGCCAAAAGAUCACCAAAAGUUCAGAGUCCAACUUGUCAAUGCCCUUAAACAUUUUGACAAACACAAGCCUAUGUACUGCCAAACAAAACAAAACCUAGCUGUCUAUUGA